Helobdella robusta is the source of this 153-nucleotide messenger RNA. RefSeq lists its product as hypothetical. The record is from RefSeq and is a predicted model, not a curated record. Gene Ontology annotation, molecular function: chromatin insulator sequence binding. Lineage: Eukaryota; Metazoa; Annelida; Clitellata; Rhynchobdellida; Glossiphoniidae. The annotation marks the transcript as partial. The transcript has a single exon. Gene Ontology annotation, biological process: regulation of transcription by RNA polymerase II. Gene Ontology annotation, cellular component: chromosome.
UUCAAGUGCGACAUAUGCAGCAAAGUCUUCAGGCGCAAAAAUGGCCUCGAAAUUCAUAAAAACCAGCACACUGGCAGAAAACCGUGCGUGUGUGAUGUUUGUGGUUUCUCUUGCAACGACCCGAGCAAUUUAAACAAACAUAAAAAACGUCAC